Messenger RNA from Culex quinquefasciatus (southern house mosquito), 4151 nucleotides. Its product is annotated as transmembrane channel-like protein 7. Lineage: Eukaryota; Metazoa; Arthropoda; Insecta; Diptera; Culicidae. The record is from RefSeq and is a predicted model, not a curated record. Gene Ontology annotation, cellular component: plasma membrane. The coding region runs from base 1104 to 4136 and encodes 1010 amino acids. The transcript is spliced from 5 exons. Gene Ontology annotation, molecular function: mechanosensitive monoatomic ion channel activity.
CAAAUCUCGCUCGGCACUCGCGUCGGCUGGUCGCGCGUUCGUACCCUGGUUGAACGAGAACCGCGGUCGCCGUAGAGCUGGCUGCCAUCAUCACCAGAGAAAGAAGAGAAGAGGUUCCCCAGGAGAGGUGUGUGUGUGGCGAAGAAGUGGCCAAUAAAGAAAAGAUAUCUUGUAAAUUUUCGCGAGGUAAAAAUAGCGAGCCAAAAUGAAUGAAAAAGGGGCAUUUGCUGGUGGAUUGUGAUCGGAAGUCGGAGAUGGGCGUCGGAUUAGCCACCGGAAGAGGGCUAUUGGUGCCGGAAGUGGCCUGAAAAGUUGGUGCAAGAGAAAAAAAAAACGGGGAGGCAAAGCGAAAAAAAGAGAGGGUGGCUUGUGGAAGAAUUUCUCCAGAGUGAGGUCGAUGAUGGCCAGCGAUGGUUCAUGGCGGUGUUGCCGAAGAGUAGCGGAUGCAUAACGCCACUUUUCAUCGUUCCGGGCGCUGCUAGAAGUGUGUCUGUGGCCAAUGGGCGUCCCGAUUUGCGGUGGCGGAGUACCCCGACAAUGGCAGCGUUCGUGCUGAGCAAAUCUGGUUUUGGUGGAUGCUGUGACACCGGAGAUCAGCGGCCGGGAAAAAACGCACAAGUGCUUUCAAUUGAGAAAAUAUGCUAAACAAGUGAUAAAUUGUAGUGCAGCAGCAAUCUAGAAGGAGCCGCAGCAGUAGCUGCAGCGCAGGAAGCUGUGCAAUCCGGGUGGAUAACGGGGAGUGAGAGAAAGAUAUUCAAGAAAGGGGCAGAGAUUGAGUGCAUGCAGCAGUAGAUUUAUUCACACACAGUCGCAGCAGCAGUGUUUGAGGGAUUACGGAGACAGGGAGGGCGAGGUGGGCAAGGAACGCGGUCAAGAGAUUACUUCCUUCAGCGCACAAUUCGCCGUCGUCGACAACAACAACAACAAUAACAACAAUUGCAGUUCAGCAUCCAGCUCAUGCCAGCUUAGUAGCAGUAAUGGACAGAUGAAUAUUCAUAUGUGGCACCGCCGUUCAACGCGACUGCAUCAUCAAAGCGGUUGAGAGUCGCGAGUUUGCGCAGUAGAUUCCACCCGGGUUAGGGCUGCGCGAGUCGGAAGCCAGCAUGUCCGGCGGCAAGGAUCGACGGUCGCGCUCCAGCAAGACCCAGGGCUGGGAGGAGGCCGGCGGGGAGUUCUACCAGGAGAGCUACCCGGCCGAUCUGGAGGGCAUGCAGCGAGAUCCGUCCAAGAUCGCGACGCUGCUGCCCUCGAAGCAAACCAGAAAUGCCACAACCCGACGGGUGCGGCCGUCCCAACAGGACACGAAGGGAACCCGCCGGCGGGCCAGUUUCUCAACGGUCGCCCGGCGUGGUUCGCAGUACCACGAGAUUCAGGUGGCCACGCUGCCCGAUUUGUCAGAAAACCUCAUCAACGAAGAGCGCACAUGGGAGGAAAUCCAGGAGAUCAAAUCGAUGCCUGUCCCGAUGGCGCAAAAGCGCGAAAUGAAGGCCCAACUGCAGAACGCCACCAAGCUGCGCUUGCAGGGCUUCGAACAGAUCAAGUGGCGCCGCCGGAAAGCGUGGCAAAGCAUCCGCUCCAAGUGGGGCGAGUACCGCACCAAGCUGGAGCUGUGGCGGAUGUCGCUGAAGACGAUCGAGGGCAACUUCGGGACCGGCGUGGUGGCGUACUUUCUAUUUCUGCGCUGGCUCAUGUUUCUGAACUUGAUCGUGUUCGGGUUGAUUUCGACGUUCAUCGUGCUGCCCCAUUUGGCACUGCGGGAACCGCGGGACGUUCCGUGCGAACUCGGGGUCAACUCGACGUCGGUGCAGUGCUGCUCGGAGUCGUACGUGAACGUGACGAAGGCGGCGACGUUUUCCGUGCUUGAUGUGAUACAGGGCACGGGGUUUAUGGAGGGAACGUUGCUGUUCUACGGGAUGUACACCAACAUGAUCUACGGAUAUAGUCCGCUGGAGGAUCGGUUGAUCGGCAGGGCGAUGGUGGCGACGACGACCACGGAGAUUCCCACGACGAUGUCGUCUUCGACGACGACAAUGAGUUCUACGACGACGAUUAGCAGUAGUAGCAUUAGUAGCGUUAGCAUUAGCAGUAGUAGUAGUACAACUGAAGCCCUGACCACGACUACGACGGCGGCGACGACGCCGGCGGUGGUAGAGGCCGUGAUAGCAGAGAUUAAAAGUGGUGGUGGUAAUUUUAGUAGUCUCAACGGGAGCUUCUUCGAGAGCUUCGUGAUGGAACUGGAGCAAGCUAGUGAUGACCAAAGUGUGGGGAGUCGAACCGGUACCGUGCUGUACUACGACUUUCCGCUAGUUUACGUGAUAAUUACGGCCAUCUGCUACGUGAUCGCGUUGGUAGCGAUCAUGAAGGCCGUUGUGCGGCAGUUUAAGGAUCGCAUCGCCGAGGGCGAAGGUCUGUUCUACCAGUACUGCAAUCUGGUGUUUGGCGGGUGGGACUUUUGCAUUCACAACGAAAAGUCGGCCGACGUGAAGCACAAGGCGCUGUACCACGAGAUACGUUCGCUGCUUCAUACGAAGCGAUUUGAGAACGAACGCAGCAACAGGUCGCGAGAUUUCAUGGUAAAGCUGAUUGCGAUCCGAUUCGUGAUCAACUUUGUGGUGGUGAUCAUCCUGCUGCUCGCGGUCGUCAUCAUCUAUCUGUUGUUUAGCUUGUCGAUGUCCGCAUUGGAGCCAAACUACAUCCCCAGCUACGGCGAGUACAUAAAGCAAGCCCACAACUGGACGUCCUGGCCUUUUUCUUCCUCCUCUUCCACCACUUCUACCACUUCAAGUCCAUCGGUCGCGGCGAGUUCAGAGGACACCUUCUCCGCACGAUCUGCCCCUGACACGAUCGACACAAUCACCCUGGAAACCCGACUCAUGAUCCUCUUCUACGAGUUCCUCCCCUACCUCGCGAUCGUCAUCAUGAAUCUCGUCGUUCCACUGCUCUUCAACUACCUCGUUCAGUUCGAAAAAUACUCACCCCUCUUCGUCAUCAAAAUCUCCCUCUUCCGCACCGUCUUCCUGCGGCUUUCCUCGCUGGCCGUCCUCUUAAGCCGGUUCUACUUCCUAGUUCAGCCCAAAUCCCACCACGAGCACCAACCCACCAAUGGAACCGAACCCUUCAACGCCACCGAACCAAUCACCACGACAGAUCAGUGCUACGACGCCGGCACCGGCAAGCCCCAGUGCUGGGAAACGUUCGUCGGGCAGCAGUUCUACAAGCUGUUCAUCGUGGACUUUGCCACCCACUUCCUGGUGACGUUCUUCGUCAACUUCCCCCGAGCCAUGUUCGCCCGGCAUUCGUCCAGCCGCGUCGCCAAGUUCAUCGGCGAGCAAGAGUUCGAGCUGUCCAAGCACGUGCUCGACGUGAUCUACUCGCAAACGCUGUGCUGGCUGGGAACGUUCUACACCCCAUUCCUCCCCGCUAUCGCCGCCAUCCUGUUCUUCUUCAUGUUCUACAUCAAGAAGUUUGCCUGUCUAGUCAACUCGAACCCCUCCGCGAUCCUCUACCGAGCCUCUCGCUCCAACUCCCUCUUCAUGUCCACCCUCCUGAUCUCCUUCACGCUGGCCAUCAUCCCGGUGGUGUACGCGUGGGCCGAAAUCAUUCCAUCCCGCUCGUGUGGCCCCUUCCGGGGACUUCCCUUCGUGUGGGACCGUGCCAUCACCGCCUUCAUGAAGACCCCGGCCUUCUUCCAAACCGUCAUCUUCUUCUUCGGCACGGCCUCCUUCGCCGUCCCGUGCUUCGUAAUCCUCACCUUCUUCAUCUACUACUACUACGCCGUAUCGGCGGCCAACCGGCACAUGGUUUCCGUCCUCAAGCACCAGCUCGUCCUCGAAGGCCACGACAAACAAUUCCUCCUCAGCCGGCUCUCGCUCUUCAUCAAACAGCAGCAAGAGUACCAGAAGCGCAUGAUGCGGCAAGCUGCCGAGCAGCAACAGCACUUCCAGCAGGGCAACAACAUUGGCCACGAUCUGCCCCCGCCGCCGCAGCACUUGAACACUCCGCCGGUGGCGCCACCCAAGCCGCCCAAACCGGAACCGGAGCUGCAGCCGCCGUUGCCGCCGAGGGCCGAUCGGGACUCGAAACCGAGCAGUCGCGAUCGUGAUAGGAAGGAGGGUGGAGGAGGGGAGGGGAAAUAGAAUCGAGAGGGGUUG